UUGAGGCUGUUUACAACACAGUAAACAACCAAAAUGAAGACAAUGUACUUUCUCCUUACUGUUGCACUGGGCUUGUUAGCCAUUUCUUCAGCUGCAAGUGUAGGAACACAAAUGCAGUCAUCCCAACAAUACAAUCAGGUACCAUGGAAACUUAAAAUAAGUCAAAACAUAGUUCAAGGAACAGCAGGUCAAGACGGGGUACCUCGAUGUGGAGUGAUCGAUUCAUAUAAUUUUGGCUUUUUUCCUAAUAUGCCUACUUUUGGCAAGACAGAUCUCACUUACAGAGUACUGCAAUAUACAUCCGACUUGCCAAAUGCCACUGUGGAUAAAAUUUUGAAGCGAGCUUUCGAACAUUGGAGCAAUGUUACUGUGUUAACAUUUACAAAGAUAGAUACCAUGUCAGAUAUUGAAAUUUUCUUUGCUGCAGAAGAUCAUGGUGAUGGAUUUCCUUUUGAUGGACUGAAUGGGGUUCUGGCUCAUGCCUUUGCUCCUGGACCAGACCUUGGAGGUGAUAUUCAUUUCGAUGAGGAUGAGCCGUGGGUAACAGGAAGUAAUGGAAUCAACUUGGAGAUAGUUGGCACCCAUGAAAUUGGACAUUCUCUGGGUCUUGGUCAUUCGAAUGAUUCAACCGCUGUGAUGUUUCCCACCUACAUGUUUAAAGAUCCAUUUCAGCUUUCGCUUGAUGAUAUUGCAGGAAUCCAGAUUUUAUAUGGAGCCAACGUUGUAACGACAGAAACUACAACCCAGACACCAGACACACCUACAACUCAGACACCAGACACACCUACAACCCAGACACCAGACACACCUACAACCCAGACACCAGACACACCUACAACUCGGACACCAGACACACCUACAACUCGGACACCAGACACACCUACGACCCAGACACCAGACACACCUACGACCCAGACACCAGACACACCUACGACCCAGAUACCAGACACACCUACAACUCAGACUCCAGAAGAGACUACAACUGAACAGCCACAGAUGUGUGACCCAGAUCUCUUUGCAGAUGCUGCUACUAUAGUAGGAAAAUACAUAAUUUUAUUCAAGAAUGGGACUGUUAGGAUUCCAAAAAAUAAGGUAGUCUCAGUUGACAAAGUUUGGCCACAAAUCAAGUCAAACAUUGAUGCUGCUGUGACUGUCCGAUUACGCAGAAGAUGCGGCAGAUUCGGCAGAUGCGGCAGAUUCGGCAGAUUGAGAAGGAGAACAUUUUUGUUUACAGGAUCUCAAUACUGGAGUUCUAGAUGGCAUCUAAAAUUCCCAAGAAAUAUCACUGAUUUUGGUUUUUCACCGAAUGUUAGUAAAAUAGAUGCUGCAUUGUUCUUGAGAAGGAGAAUACUGUUCUUUGUAGAAGAUCAUCUUUGGAGGGAGAUCUUACCUCAUAAGUGGACCUUCUGUGUUCAAAUUCACGGGAAGGCAAUUGAUCGGGCGAUUUGAACCACAGCCAUGGCUAAACUGUGAAUAACUGACAUGCUUUUCUACCAGACUGCCGGGGCCAAGACUUUGAGAAUGUCGUUUCAAGAAGAUAGAAAUAUAAUCAUUAGUAUAAAAUGAAAUUAGCUACUCGAUGAAGUUUAACCACUAACUCUUUUCCGAUAAAAUCAUUGCAUUUUAGUUUGAAAUUGAUUAAUCAGCUGAUUUCAUUGUUCAAUGCAAUGCAUAACCUGUACUAAAAGAAUUCUGGAUUAGUGGUGCUGGAAGAGUACAGCAGUUCAGGCAGCAUCCGAGGAGCAGUAAAAUCGACGU
Chiloscyllium plagiosum (whitespotted bambooshark) is the source of this 1758-nucleotide messenger RNA. The record is from RefSeq and is a predicted model, not a curated record. NCBI's taxonomy places the organism in Eukaryota, Metazoa, Chordata, Chondrichthyes, Orectolobiformes, Hemiscylliidae.